Molecule: messenger RNA, 4127 nt
Organism: Oryza sativa Japonica Group (Japanese rice)
Lineage: Eukaryota; Viridiplantae; Streptophyta; Magnoliopsida; Poales; Poaceae
Source: RefSeq, a predicted model, not a curated record
UAAUUUACCGUAGCAACCGGCACGGUGCAUUCAUCUAGUUUAACAAACGCCACACCCACACAAACCGUCGUCAGUACAGCCCGAGCCCGACACGACGGACCCACCGCAAUAAACGACCGCGGACCAUGGCGUGCACCAAGGCCAGAAGAUGGAACGCCCGGUUGUCGCCGGCGCGGAGGCCGGUCCGCCGGAGGGCUGGCAUCGCCGGCGACGUACGGCCCGGCGCAGAGCUGUUUGGAAUUUUCCGAGUUCCGAACCAGCGCAUUACUGAGGGAGCAUUGACCUCGAGAGAAGACUGUUUGAUCCGAGAAGACUGUUUGAUCCUCAUCCUCUUCCAGCCAAAUCUCUUCGUGGCAUGGCGGAAGCUGCAGCUGUUUUCGCCGGGAAGGCCGUAGUGCAGCCGGCCAUCACCUACCUCGUCAAAAAGAUUGUCGAUCGCAUUCCCGACGGGGAUCUGUGCAAGAGGCUGCAGCAGAAGCUGCCCUUUGUUGAAGCGAUCCUCUACGCUGUUGAUCGGCAGCAGACACUGAGCAAUCCAAGUUUGUCUGAGGUGGUGUGGCAGCUCAGGGAUGCCAUCCAGGAGGCCGAAGAUGCGCUCGAUACACUGGAGUUCUUGGACCUCAAGAGCAGCGCCAAUAAUCGCAGCAAGGUGAGCUUAUCAUCCCUUUUGAGUAGCAUCAGCAGGAAAUUCCAUGUUGCUGACUCCAGUAGAGCAACGGAGAAUCUGAAAGAUGCACUCAAGAAUUUAGAUGCAGUCCUUGACAAUGCAGGGAGAUCCCUCCCGGCCAUAUAUCCCAGCUCGUGCUCUCAUGGUAAAGCGCACAUCCAAGAUUCUGCCAGCAUACAGGAGGUCACAAAAGAGUUGAGAACAACUAUAUUUGGUCGGCUCAAGGAAAAGGAUGCAAUAAUCGAUUGGCUCGGUGUUCUAACUCCAAAUAUUAGAGAUCAAAAGCUCUCAUUGUGUGCAAUUGUUGGUGCUGGUGGUAUGGGGAAAACAACACUUGCCCAGUUUGUCUGUCAAGAUAAGAAGGUUCAAGAUCAUUUUGCUAACAAAAUCAUAUGGGCAGACGUAUCUAAGAUCUUUGAUCCUAAAGUGUUGGUGAGGAAGAUCUCGGGAUCAUUCAACAGGUACAAAGCUAGCGCUGAUGGCUUGGACACCAUUAUGACUGACAAAUUUCUACUGGUCUUAGACGAUGCACGGGAUGAUGCACAAAGUGAACGAUGGCAACAAUUUUUAGAUCUAAUCAGAAAAAAUGCCCCAAUGGGAGGUAAAAUCUUGCUCACGACCCAAAUAAGGCCAGUGGCUAAUGCUGUUGAAGGCCAGAUGCCUCCAGAUACAUAUAAAUGUUUGGAGCUGGGUGGUUUAGAUCAAGAGAACACUCUGAAGCUCUUCAAUCAUCAUGCGUUUGGUGACUUGAGUCCCAGUGACUGCUUCGAGCUUCAAUUGAUUGGUGAACAGAUUGCCAGAAAACUCAAAGGAUGCCCUUUGUUAGCAAGAACAAUUGGCCGGCAUCUACAAGGAAACACAGAUCAUGCCAGAUGGAACACCAUCUUAAAUCACGAUAUCCACAAAGUUGAUGAUGUUGCCACUGAAAUCAAGAAAGUUCUCAGACUGAGUUACGAAAGCCUGAGUAAUGAAGUGCAGGUUUGCUUCCGGUACUGCAGCAUAUUUCCACCUCAUUACAAGUUCAAGAUGGAAGAGAUGGUUGAGAUGUGGGUGAGUUCAGGACUGAUAUUGCAAAGAGAGGAUGGCAUAAAUAACCGGGAAGAUAUUGCUAUACAGUACUUCAAUACUCUAGGGAAAAAUCAUUCUUUUCACUUGUACCCAGAGAACUGAAUGUUGAUACUUCUGAAGAUUACUAUGUCUUGCAUGAUGGAAUGCAUGAAUUUUCAUGCACUGUCUCCAUUGGGGAAUGUUCAAGAUUAAAAGCCACUGACCAUGGAAUUGGCAUACCUCUAACAGUGCGACACUUGUACGUAGAAGGCAUAAAUGCUGAAACUAUAAAUGUUAUUUCCAAGUUCAAGUACCUGCGCACUCUUGUCGUAGAAAAUAAGGAAAAUUCCAUCCAGGAAGAACAUGCAAAUGCUCUUAAAAAUUCAAUCGAAGGCAGGACAAGCUUGUGACUCUUAAAGCUAUACGGAAAUGGUUGGUUUUGUAUGAACGACACUAUUGCUGGGCUUGAGCACUUGAGGUACAUCUAUCUGUCAGCUACCAAGGAAUCUAAUCUAAGUAAAUUAUUUAAGCUCUGUCACCUGGAGGUCCUUCAGAUCCUAAAGAUUGAGAAAGAAAAUGAAAGUAGAUCUAUAAGUAUUAAUCUACCUCACUUGCAGAAACUGCAUCUUCCUAAAACUACAGUGUCCAGGAUCGCUCAGAUUGGUAGCCUGACUACUCUUCGAGAGUUGAAUGGGUUCAGUGUGAAAAGAACAGAUGGCCACAAAAUAACUGAGCUGAAGGAUUUAAGGAAGCUCCAAAAAGUCAUUGUGCUUGAUGUCCAAAAUGUUAUUGAUCACACUGAAGCAUCUGAUGCUGAACUGGAUAAGAAAUCGGAUCUGAAGGUAUUGUCUUUGGAAUGGUGUGCUGAUCAAGCUAGUUGUGAUGGUAGGAUCCUUAAUAAGCUUGUUCCUGACAGUAAUCUCAAGCAUUUAGUUAUUUCUGGAUAUAACGGCACACGACCUCCAUUGUGGAUGGAAUCUAAGUAUUUUUCCAAUUUGGUAUAUCUGAAGCUUGAUGGAUGUGUGGAAUGGGAUAAACUUCCUCCAUUUGGAUAUCUAUGGACACUAAAGCAUCUGUUUUUGAAGAACCUACCGAAAUUGGAAUAUAUUGCUAGUUCAUCCUACAGCACUGUUGUGUAUGGAUACAGAGACACCAGUCCUGAUGUUCUGCCUCCUCAUCUGAUCACUUUUGUUGUGAAGAAUUGCCUGGGCCUGUCAGAGCUACCCAGUUUACCUUUUAGUCUGAGGUAUUUGGACAUAGAUAGAGUUGGAAUGUCAAGUCUGCCAACCAUGUGUACUCAUAUGGGGCGAAGACGUGUUUCUUUGGUGGAGUCACAGCUCUCUAUUUUGAAUGUUGAGUCUUGCAAUCUUCUGGUUUCUCUAAAUGGGUUCUUACAAGAGGAACAUUGCAGAGUUCUCACUGUCUUAAGCCUGGUCUGUUGCCACAUGUUGAUCUCCCUUCCUGAUGCAUCAGAUUUCAAAAGGAUGUCUAAAUUGGAGAGCAUUAGAAUCAUUGAAUGUAACAGGUUGUCUUCCUUGGGUGGACUAGAAGCCCUUUCUCAUCUUAAAAUACUGAGGAUAGAGCAUUGUGCCAACUUGGUUACUACGUCAUCAAGGCUUCCUCCAGCAUCAGAUGAAAGUACUUAUCUUAAGCUUGAAACACUUGAAAUUGAUGACCAUCAGUUACUUGCUAUAAGCCCAAUAAGAAAUCUGUGCCUUACGAAAAAACUUAUCAUAUUAGAGAGAGAAAAAAUGGCUGAGUUGCCUUUAGAAUGGCUGUUACAGAAUAGAUCUCACCUAGAGCAUAUAGAAAUAAGCAACGCGGAACUGUUGAAGUCUUUGCCUAAUAUGCAUGAAUGGCACACUCUACGAAGCAUGCUUCUGCAUAACACUCCACUUCUUCAGUCGCUCCCACUGAUGCCCCCAAACCUGUGGGUCCUUGACAUCAACGGCUGUUGCAAUGAGUUGCAUGGGGAAUGCCAGUCUGGUGGUUCUGAGUGGUCAAAGAUUUGUCGGAUCCAUAGUUGUAACAUUACCCCCAAAAUAUGAUAGAUAUGCAAUAUUUUCAUGCCAACUUUUGUAUUCUUGGAUAGUUUUUCCUUUUUACUCUUUUACCAUAGAAUCUCUUAAUCAUGCCCUUUUUUGGCACAAUUUCAAAUAUUGACUAUACUUUGUUUUAGAGGGAAGUUCCUUUAGAGAUGUUCGAUUUGACGGACAGUAAGCCAAGCAAUCACUCUCCUUGGGCAAUGUUUGAUCUUUCCAAACCGUUUCACCCUGUUCUCUUGGGCUCUUAGAAAUGUAUAGUAUUAUUAUUCAGCAUGUGCUAGCCAUCAUAUUUGUUAUGGUACCUACUUCAACUGCAGCAUAUAUGUAAAACAGUUCUCUAUAAUUUAUUUAGAUGCUUUCUGUAUAUA